Molecule: messenger RNA, 294 nt
Organism: Penicillium taxi
Lineage: Eukaryota; Fungi; Ascomycota; Eurotiomycetes; Eurotiales; Aspergillaceae
Exons: 2
Coding region: 1-294 (97 amino acids)
Source: RefSeq, a predicted model, not a curated record
AUGUGGAAGCCGGAAGUUUAUACUUCGCAGUGCCUGUGCCACCCUGGUACCAUGCGCUCAAAAGUCCUCCCCGAUCGGUUAGCUCAAUCUAGUGAUACCUGGGCUACUAUCGCUGCAAACGUCUCUCCGUUCAUGGCCCUAAUCGGCAAACGGAAUUCCAAAGAAUCUAUGCGCAACACCGCAUUAUGGUAUCAGUUUCUGCCACUGGCAGCCGCAGCAUUGGGGAUCUUGUCCAUCCUGGUCAGCGCAAUCCGUCUCAGUGGGUCUGGUUUCUUUAGUUGGCUGGUCAGUUGA